UGGAUUCCAUAGUCACACGUCCACGAGCAGCACGCCUGCCCGAACCUUUUAUUCAAAAAUGAUGGAUGAAGAGGGGAAUUUGUGGAAAUGUUACAAAACAGAAAUAUUCUUUUCACGUUCAUGUUAGCAGUAGUAGUGGGUUCUGAUUGGACCAGCAUGGUUUUUACAGAUCACGUUUCAGUCAGUAAACAGCAGGAGGUGCUGUUCUUCUUCAGAUGAUGAUGAUGAAGAUGAUGAGGUCAAAGUAUAAAGUAGCUCAAAAAGUAGAGAACAAGUACCUCAAGAAUGAACUAAAGUACAGGACAACUACCUCAAAACAUACUAAAGUAUAUAUUAGUACGAGUACAGCGGUACUGCGCUGCUAAUCUCUUGUUGAUGAUCAAUUUGAACAUUUGCGUUCAUUCCAAUAACUUUUGUUAUUUAACUUUGUGAUUCUGAAAUACAUUUUUAUUCACCUUUUUUUCAAAUGAUCAUUAACUAAUCAGGAAAACUGAUUGAUCAUUGGACAGGAUCACAACAGUCACGUGACCCUGUUUACUGUUUUCAGCCUCUGAAGGCCGCUAUGUUCGCUAUGUGGGACACUCGAUCCCUCCCCCCCCCCCUCCACCUCCGCCCCAUUCCAAAAACAAACAUCCACACAUGGAGCUGAAAUGGUGGGGGAGGAGCAGCACGAUGAUCAGGACGUUUCGAGGGCCGGCGGAGAGGAGACGAGAGUGGAGACAUAAAGGGAGAAAGAGGGUGGGGGUGCAACUAUAAAAGUGUUAAAGAGAUGAGGACGGAGGUUUGACUGAGAGACUGUGACUCUGCGGAACGAGGAAGUCUCCUUCAGACCAGGUGUGUGUAGUGUGUCCUUCAGUCCAGGUGUGUGUAGUGUGUCCUUCAGACCAGGUGUGUCUCAGGGUGUCCUCAUGCCGCGGCUCCUCUCAUCUCAGGUGGACCUCCUGUCUUCGUCCCCCUCUCAGCGUCAGUGUGAACGGACGUCCUUCUCCUUUUACUGCGCGGUGCGUCAGCGGCUUCCUGCGUGGCUGCUGGAGGACAUGCGCUGCAUGGAGGUGUUCAGCUGGGAAGACGGAGGUCCUCGAGCCUUUCUUCCGUCGGAGGCGCUGCUGUACGCGCUGGUGCACGACCACCAGGACUACGCGCGCUUCCUGCUAAAGGAGCAUUCGGCGAGCGCCAUGCGGCCGACGCGCUGCAGCUUCUGCCGCGGCAGCGGCCGUGCGCCGCAUCUCGCCAUUGCCGUGCGCUACGACCGCGUAUCGAUUCUGGGAAUGAUGCUGGCGACUCUGAAGGACGCUCAGGUACAGACGGCGAAGGACUUCCUGGACUGCCGGGGCGGCUGCUCGCACGUAGCCGACGCGGGGAAGACGGCGGUGCAGCUGGCUGUGGAGCUGUCGCGGCCCGACUGCCUGCUGCUGCUGCUGGUUCACGGCGCGCUUCCCAGCGGCGCGGACGCGGCGCUGCAGCGCCUCGUCGCCUCCGACGGCACUGAGCGCCGCCGCGCACAACGCUGCCUCGACUUCCUGCUGCUCUUCCUGCCCGGACCGCCAGCGCUGUUCUGCCCGCAGGACGAAUCGCAUCGCUGGCAAAGCCUGCUGGGAAAUGAAGUGUUCAGGUGGCUGCGUGGUUUGGCUCCACCCCCUUUACUGCUGCAGGCGCUCAGGUGUCUGGCCCGGUCCGGCCCGGAUCAGAUCACCGCCCUGCCCGACUUCCUACAGCUGCAUAGCCGGCAAUAACAUCAUCUGUCCCCAUGGAAACACUCACCGUAAAUAAAGACUACAUCCUUCACUGAUUAGCUGAAAGAGACUUUUGGAGACUGAGGAAGAAGCAGCUGCUGUGAUACGAGCUUUCCGUUAUAUGAAUGAUGACGUGUGAGAAUAAGGAAAUGCUUAUUGUAGCAGAGAUGAAUGUGAUCAAAUAUUUUAACUCAGUGGUAAACGGACCACUUCAGGACUGAUGUGCCCGGAACAUGUUGCUAGCUGCUAGGCUACUUCCAUCUCAACAUCUGCCCCCUAGGACCACCACUGUGCCCCUACAUUAAACAGUGGUUUGGAAACGUCCUGCUAAAUGUGGGGACGUUGUUGGCACUUAAAACACGUCAAAUGAUGGAGAGCAAAGUGCGCAAGGACAGCAGGAAAAGUCGCUAGUUUAACAUGUUCCACCUCCAAACAUGAUCACGUGUGUUUAAAAUACAAUUACACAAGAGUUAAAAUACAUCCUACCUAAAGUGAUUACUCGUUAAUUUAUAAGAUUUACUCUUUAGAAGAAACUUAAUCACAAUUAAUGAAUUUCAAAAUUUGAGGUUAAUUAGGGUUUUUAAAAUCUAUUCACAGCCCUACAAUAAAUCAAUGGGUAAAAAGUUGCUUAGAACAACAUGGAUUUCCCACUGUCAAAAAAUGAAUAUGUUUGGCAUCUAUUAAUCCUCUGCCACAACAGCCGUUUUCAAAGACAAUGUGACUAUUUGAGCAGGUGCCUGCAAAUCCACUGUUCGCCCUGUUUGACAAAAAAAUCCAGAAAUCUUGUCAUGGUCAGGUGAUCAUGAGGAGGAUCAGAAGGUAAGGACUACGAGGACCAUGAGCAUGAUGACGGUCAUGAGGAUAAUGACAAUGAGGAUCAGAGCUGUAUCUGCUGGUCAGUGUUCCUGUUAUUGUGAGAUAACAACGCAACAUUUUACCGGAGAUGAAGAUGAAUAUACAUCUGAUGUAUGAACACGUUACCUGAUAUGAAGAAGCGUCUUUCUCAAAUCCGUUUGUGGUUACAUUUGGUUGCAGCGCUCUCCCAUUUUUUGCCAAGCAAUGAAGGGCAAGUCUCAUUUCUGCAGAUUGUCAAUUAUUCUUUGGUUAUUUAUUAUUGAAGGCGUCCUGCAUUGACGGCGUAAAAAACAAUUACAUCCAUCUUCUUGAUCGUCCAAGCUGAUCCCAGAUUUCCUCCUAAGUGUAGAAGUACUACUGGGACUUUGGUUCUUUGUUUGUUUGAGUCCAAUACAGCUGUGAGAUUCAAUGAUCUGUUAAUACUUGUAUAAAAACAUUAAAACCUG
This is a messenger RNA of Gasterosteus aculeatus aculeatus (three-spined stickleback), 3034 nucleotides long. It is a transcript of the gene ankrd9, whose product is annotated as ankyrin repeat domain 9. NCBI's taxonomy places the organism in Eukaryota, Metazoa, Chordata, Actinopteri, Perciformes, Gasterosteidae. The record is from RefSeq and is a predicted model, not a curated record.